AUGGAGCUUCCGCCGGCCAAGAAGCGGCGCCACCGCUUUCAGAGGGUCGAGGAACGCGUGAACAACCUGCAGAAUGAACUUACGCUGCAUGCGAAGACGACAGGCGCUGUAGACGUGACGUCACAGCUCUCGUUCAAGGAAGAGCUGGCGCUGCAGGCGGAGCUCACGACACUUGACAGUUUUCAGCUCCUUUUUCGCUCGCUGCAGCCGCUAGUGACCACCACUCCGCAUCUGCUCCACCACCUGAAGCAGGUGAUGAAGCGACUGCAGAAGGAGCUGCUGGAGGCGCGCGACGGCAGUGCAGACCUCGUCGUGCAGCGUCAGAGACUCGUGCCAGUGCUGAAACUGGUGACGGCGCUGGCUCGAGAGCUCGGCAAGGAGUUCUAUCCGCAUUUUGCCGGCGUCCUGCCACUUGUGGUGGCUGUGAUUGACACCAAAGACCCGGAGCUUAGUACUCAUGUGUUUAAGACACUAACGAUGUUGUUUAGCUACCUGCGCGUACAGCUGCUUGCUGAUAUGGACGCAGUACACAAAUGCUACUUCCCGCUACUUGGACACCCAAGAGAGUUUGUCCGUAAUUUUGCAGCUCAGACAUUAGCGGUGCUACUGAGACGACUGGAGUCACCUAAAGCCAUGAGGAAAUACUUGCGAGCGUACUUGACAGCAUUGGUGAAGGGUUCUGGACGUAGCAAUAAGGUUUUGAGAGAUGGAUCGGCCAAAUUGUUCUUUGAACUCGUAAAGAACGUGAGCCAUGGAUUCCACUCGCGCAUGCGCGAGGUGCUAUUGUUCUUGCUCGGCUCGUUCCGACCUAAAGAUUCUGAGACGGAAACGACAGAGGAGCAGCUCGAACAGCAGGAAGCUAUUUUUGAGAUUGUGUACCAGACGUGUGGCUUUAUGAUGAAACACACGGAUUCUGACCAUUCGGGUGAAAUGCUGGAGUGUCUUGUCUUAGUGGUGAACAAAGUGGUGAACCUUCGACACGAGAACGAUGAGGGUCCGACUGAAGCAGAUGACUUGUACUUAAGUCGUGUGCUUCGUGUGCUGCUCGGGUUUUUAAUUUCGCGAAGGGGUAAGCUGAUUACAGAGGCAAACGAUGCGUAUGACGUGCGAGUGCGUAGUGUGCACAGGAUUUGUGCUGCUCUGGUGUCUUCUGACAACAAGGUGCUUGUCUCUCGAAACACAGUACUGCGAGAUGUACUUCUGCAGACGUUUGAAGUGGUUUGGCGGCUGUUUCCUGCUGAAGACGACGAAAUUUCCGCGCAGGUGAAGGCCAUUUUUGCUGUGGCAGUGAAGGAGGAUAAACAGAUGUUUUGGUACCAGAAGCUACUGGCGUUUAUAAGUCAGGCUCUGCACAGUAGCCACAUCGAUCUGGGUUUCGUUAUCCGAUUUCUACUCCCCAACGCAAUAGAGUUUGCAUUCAAAACUUUGGUGACAAAUGACGUGGGUGCAUUCAGCGAGUUGUUGUGUCAACUUGGAGACUAUGUGGCGGACAAUGCAGGUGAAAUCAAUGAGGGUCAGAGCGUGAAUAUUGUGCGCUCGAAAAACAGUAGUCGAUUUUGGCUACUUUCGCUCGAAAAUAUCGAUAACAAUGCCGAGAAGUCACUUUUUGAUGCUGGUCGGAAGCUCUUUGAGCAGAAUGGCAGAGAAAAGGGCAGCGGUUGUUUGGGUGUGAGCUGGAAAUUUUGCAAAGCGUUAGGGGUUUUGCAGCUAGAUGAUGCUAAACUGAUUAGUUUCGUGACGCCCAUUAUCACGAAACUUGAUGAGCGACUGAAGGAUGAACCUGCUGUGUCGGCCACCAAACUUGCCGUCCUCUGUGCUGAGUUGUGGCAACUACAGCAAAUCGCUCAGCGCCAGAUCAACGGCAAAGAUUCGACAACAGUGACAAAGGAUAUGGUACAGGCACUACUUAGAAAUAAGCCUACUUUCCAAAGCCUAACGACGUUGUUGAUGCUGAUUGAGAUGGAAACCGAAGAAAAACAACAUACAGUUCUGACAAGCGAUUUGCUGCCCAGUGUGGCAUACCCUCUUUUUUCAACGCUGCGAUCACCCGCGCACGAGCUGCGUUUGGUGACGCUGCAGCUGGUAGCUCGAUUCAAGCGCCUGAACUUUUAUGAUUCUGACAGCGAUGCACUAAGCGGGCCAUGCGAUCUUCCAGAUAUCUGCGUAAACCUCGAGCUCUCAUGCAAAGACAUUUCUGUGGCCACAGAACGCGAGGUGGUACGCCUGCUUACACGAGUAAAAGCUCUUUGCCGCUCAUCUCAGACCCCUGAACUGUACAAGAAAAUUGCAUUGAAUCAAUUGUUGGGGCUAUACCACGUCAAGUUCUCUACGAUUUGGCCGCACAUUGCCGACGCAGUGGAGGCUAUUGUGCGGCUGCGCUUUAACGAGUGUUGGCCAUGCAUCAGUGCGGACCUUUUGGUGGCUUCGCUCCGGCAUGAAGACACGAGUGACAAACAGAGUAGCGAUCCGAGUAACCAAAGUGCUGUCGCGGAAGAGUUCGAGCGUGCGUGUAUGCUGGAGCAGGGUAAAGCACCUGUAUCAAGUGUUACAGAUGCUUCCACUCACCAUUCGCUACUCUGGAAGGGGCUUAUGAAAUUUGCUGACCUCGUGGAAGCUAAGACAAAAUUCAUGGUACCGCUCUUCCUCACAUUUUUGCGUGAUCAAUACAGCGCCAUUUACGUGGAUGAGCUAGAUGACAAACGUCUUGAAGAAAUAGACCAGGCUCUUGCUAAGCUUGAAGAAGCCAACGGCUACGGCUCCAGUGACUCUACCUCUCCCCAGUGGCGAGUGCCAGUCGAGUUCCAGGGCUUGACCACUAAGGAAGUGCGGGGUAAAUUUUUGGAUCAGCUAAAGCUUUUUGCGGCAUUCCACAACAUGAAGGGUGCGUAUAUGCAGCAGUUGCUACAUGCUAUCUUUUUUGACCUGUUGAUGAAAUCGGACGAGGUGGUCUCAAAGCUAGCCUUGCAGUGUAUCUAUGCAUUUGGAAACAAAGCUAUCGUGUCCUAUAAAACGCAGCUGAACCGAUUGCUCGACUCGUCUUCAUUCCGCGAAGAACUCUCCAGCUUUAAGGUUGGAAAUGGAGAAGGUGUAGUGGUCCGAGAACACCGCUCGGAGUUGCUCCCUGUGCUGCUGCGAGUUCUGUACUCAAAGUGCGUUAGUAAGAAAGGCCGUAACAACGGUGACACCGUGGGCGCUCGUCGUGCUGCCAUUCUAGCGUACUUGGCAGCGCUGGAAGCACCUGAGCUAGCAAGCUUUGUGGAUCUGGUGGUGAGAGCAUUUAAUGUGACGAUUGAAGUUCCUGAAAGCAAUGUUCCGGAAGCUCUUGUCAUUGCUGAUACGGUGCAGCCUGUGGUAGCAGUCGCCAAAGUACAGCCUUCGCGUAUCUUGGGCUUCUUGAAUCUGCUGGAGGAUCUUAUGAACCAGCUCGGUGUGAAGUUGGCUGCUUUCAUACCCCGUAUUGCUGAUGUGCUGCUGGCCAUCCUUCAGAUCAGCGUUGUUUCCGGUGAAGAUGAUAACUGGUUGGCUGUAGUCGAUGAGAACGAUAAAGAAAAAGCCGUACGUGCGGUCGGCUUGAAACGCAAACAAGACGCGACGCCACCGACCGCUAAUACGCUCGUGACAUCUGCUUCGAUGAAAAAGCAAAUUCGCAUGUUAACUUACCGACGACUCUCGGAGUUGAUCGAUACGUUUGAUACGCUGGUAAAACUAGAACCGUGGGUAGUUGCGGUGCUAAAGACGUCAUGUGAUUCGAUCACGCACCUGCCGAAUGCGGUUGUCGGUGCCGAGAAGGCAUCGGCGCUUUUGAAUUUACUUGUGGCGUUGGGUCGCGCAGACAGGUCUCGUCGGUGUAUUUCGAAGCCCCUGAUGCUUCCCGUUAUCUCCUGUAUGUCAGCCGGUUUGACGUCAGGGAGCGCAUCGUCUGCAUUGACUCGUGGUAUUUCGCCUGAAAUUCUGGAUUCAAUUUUGCAGUUUAUGAACUCGUUGCUUGAUGGAGACGAGCGUUUGCUUGAGCAUGGCCAAGGCGUAAAUAUGACUGCCUCUAACACGGAUGAGAAGGUUCUGUUGGUACCUCAUAUCCCUUUUGUGCUAGAGCAGUUUGUGCGCCGUUUUCAGGCCAAGGCCGCACGCUAUGCGAGCGACCGAUACGCAGGUUCAUCACGCAAGGAACUUGCAUUCCUUUGCCGUCUCUCUCGCCAUUUGGAUGCCUCCAAGGGAGACGUUGCGAUUGCUGCACAUGACUUGUUCCAGUUGUUGUUGCCGUUUUUGCUGCGCAACCAUCAGACGUCGCCGAAGGACAAAGAGAACUUGCUCGAAGUGUUGGCGAGCUUGGUUGCCAAGCUUUCAGAGCCUAAAAAGCAUGUGCUCGCCAUAGCGCGGCUGUUAGCCCCGGGUCCGAACUGCAUCGCUGAUCGUGAUCCACGCUUGAAACUUGUGCUGGUGUUUACAGCCCUAGGUGCACAUCCUGCGCUUAAGGAGGUGGCUCCCGUGGCAGAAUUGCUUGCUGAGCUCAAUGCAUAUGACCCCAAGCGCAUUGAGGAGACCGACUAUGAGCGUCGCCUCGUUGCGCUUAACCAUUUGAGCUCGACGCGUUUUGCCGGGUUUAGCCUCGAUACACACACGCUAGCCCCCCUUGUGGCGCAAUGUCUCCAGUGUAUGCAUGACGCUGAAUUUUCGGUGCGUAGCGGUGCCCUUGCCGCGCUUACGACGUUCCUGCAACUAGCUGCCGAGGUCGCAGUAGGACGAACGGAGAGAGCAGACGUUGCGAAGUCGCCUGUGCUUCAUGCGAUGGAGGUACUUGUGAUGCCUUGUGUGCGGGCAAGCCUGCGCUCAACAGAUGAGAAUGUGCGUCGUGGAUUCGUGACGUUACUGGGAUCACUGGCAGACCAACACAAGGCGUUUAUGCUGUACGCAUUUGUUCCGGCCGACUUGGUACUGGCGCGCAACCAGGAGGAUCCUGAGGCUGAUUUUUUCUACAAUAUUACGCACAUUCAGGCUCAUCGCAGACGCCGCGCACUUCAGCGGCUCAGCACGCUGAUGGACUCCAUGGCGACGAAGGCAAAUAAUCAAGUCAGUAGCGAAGCGAGUGAGAGACCGCAGUGGUUUUCAAACUCAACGGUGAAUAGUAUCAUAUUACCGCUUGUAUUGCACUUUGUCUACGAAACUCACGCGAAGAGUCAGGAGUCUCUGCGCGCUGAGGCCGCAGCAUGUGUGGGAUGUGCUGCCGGACUUUUGGGCUGGUCGCACUACCUUUCGUUGUUGCGUAGACUGCUGAAGUCGAUCGAUGGGCACGUUGAAAUGGAAGGUGCUAUCAUUAUGUCAAUUUGCGCCGUAAUUGAUCAUUUCCACUUUGAGACGCCAGGUGCUGCUGCUCAAUGGCAAAAAGCGUCAUCCGUGUCAAUCAACAAGGAACAAGCCGAUACUAAACCGGCCGGUAGUGGUGACAAGGGCAUACAAAAAGAGAGUUCUUCUAAGGUCCAGGGAAGCAUGGAAACGCAAGUACUUCCGAUGCUUUACUCGUACUUGUUCAAGAAAGCGACUUCAAAGAAGAGUUCAAAGGCGAGGGACAACGAUGGAGAGUCAACCUCGCUUUCGCAGGAAGCAGUGUCGGUGCGUGUGCCUUUAGCCCUAGCAGUUGUAAAGGUGCUGCGUCGACUGCGCGCUGAAACAUUCCAGCGGGAGUUGCCCAAGUUGCUGCUAAAGUUUGCGAAUUUACUAAAGAGUAAGGAUGAGGCCGUGCGUGUUUCGGCUCGCACUACGCUCGUUCGGAUUGCUGUGGAACUUGGUGCGAGCUUUUUGCUUCCAAUUGUAGAAGAGCUUCGCCACACUCUGCGCGACGGAUACAUGGUUCACGUGCUGUCCUUUACCGUGCAUGCGCUAUUGGAGAAGCUACCAGAGAUCAUGCAGGUGGACGGACAGUCUGGAGUUCUUCGCAAGCCGCAGUCGUUGUUGCUCACACAAAAUAAGGAACAAGAAGCCGAGCGUGAGACUGCAUUUGCCUCACCACUAGAUGGUUGCGUACCGAUCGUGAUGGAGAUUCUAGCUGCAGAACUGUUUCAGGGCAUGACGACUAUCGGUGAGGCAGCAGAGGCAGCCGCUGGAGGCGUGGAACGUAAGUCCGUCCAGAAGUCCAAGAUGAAAGAGGCACGCUCGAGCGAUGGACGGAGUCUGGACUCACUGGAGUUGCUGACAAGGUCGUUACCCUUCCUGCCCAAUCCGAGCAUCCACGAAGUUGUGAGUGCGCUUGUGAAGCGCUUUCAGGCCACAGAUGCUGGUGCUCAAGCUACUGCUGCGCUUCAAGAGGCAUUAAAACGCGUGGCGAUUGGACUUGCAAAAAAUCCGUCCGUGGAGUCGUCGUAUAUGCUCCUGUACGCAUACAACGUUCUCAGCUCGAGUCUUGAGAGCCUGCGCCCGGCCACUGAAAGAGAAAAAGCGCAGUAUGAAGAUGGUGGCAGCUGCACUUCGCUUGUGACAUCGUGGCUCGUGUCAGAAAAGAGUGCGGCAGCCACAAAGCUGCUUGCAGCACGAGUAAAAUCGCGGGAUACUGUGCGGGUUGCGAUGCAGCAGCAGGUUACAGGCUUCGACAAGAUGCGUCAACAGCAGCAAAGCAAAACCAAGAAGCAAAAGCGCGACGAAAUUGCCGCUAUCUUAGCCGAGAGUACGGCGCAUCUCCGAGAACUGCUGAACUUUGCUGUGCUUUUGGUAUUCUCUUUCCUCCGGAAGAACAGCAGCGCUGAGGACCAGGCAAACGAGAUCAAAAAGAGUGCCAAUGCUCCGGCCCAACUGAUCGACCCGUUAGUGCCGUUGUUGAUGCGCUGUGCUGGCGAAUCGAAGAAUGAUCGAGCUGUUAUUAACGCACUCAAGUGCCUAGGCUCGCUGCUUCCCCGACAAGACGAGCUACCAGCAAUGCGAGUGGCACGCUCGCCUCUUCUUGAUCGACUGUUUAAGAUUCUGCAACAGGCAGGAGCUGCUACACGGAACGAGAUGGUUCAGACGUGCUACCGCACGCUUACUGCACUCCUCCGACAACAGCAAGGCUUGGAGCUUGCAGUGGAGAACGGAACCGUACCCCGUGAGUCGGAGAAUCUCCGACUCACAGAGCCUCAACUACGUGUGCUUCUAAGUUUCUUGCGUGCUGACCUGGACGAACAAGACCACCAGAAUGCCACCUUUACUCUGCUACGGGCCAUCGUGAACUCUCGCCUCAUCGUGAGUGAAGUGUACGAUGUGAUGCUGCGUGUUGGCGAGCUGCUAGUUCAGAGUGAUGCCCCUGGUGCGCGUCUAAACUGUGCAAUGAUCUACCAGACCUUCCUCCUCGAAUAUCCUCUUGGAAACAAACGGCUGUCCCGUCAUCUCAAGUUCUUGGUUGAUAACUUAAGUUACGGACAUGCCACAGGGCGAUCAGCUGUUCUUAAGGCGCUUCGUUCUCUUUUUUUGAAGCUCCCACAGGAUCUGGUGAAUGCUCGCGCCCAGUUUUUCUUUUUGCCACUUGUGUUACGGUUGGCUAACGAUGAUGCCACGGAAUGCCGCAACCUCGCUCGAGAAGCUUUAAGUACUUUGGUGCGUCGUAUGGGCAACAACGAACUGAACGAAAGCAUUUUGCUGGUGAGCACAUGGUGGACGCAAGCUUCAAACUCGGAUGCCACGGAUGCAGUAAAGCUACUGGGAACUGCGGCGCAGGUGACGACGCUUGUACUGGAGACCCGGCCUGAGUUUUUCGAGCGAAGUACACCCCAGGUCUUGCUCGCGGCUCGCACAGCGCUUGAGCGUCGUCAGCGAGAGCUUCAGACAGUAGAAGACAGUGACCAGGUGCGGUGGCAGCCGACGUACCAUGUUUGUGUGGCACUCACCGCCUUCAGCGAUCAUCUUGCUGGUCCUUAUGAACUGUGGCUGGAGGAAGAUAAACCGACGACGAACUUUUUUGAUGUCGUGGUGCUGCCGCUACUGCAAUACCCCCACGCAUGGGUUCGCCUUGGUGCAACCCGGCUACUGACGUCGUACUUGCGUCGCCGCCAAGCAACUACGCUUGCGUAUGCGGCUCCGGUAAAGCGUCUGUCUGCUGAAGUCCUCGAGCGUUUGCACAACGGUGCAGUGUACCUGCAGCGCCCUGGGCGUCUGUUUGCUUGGGCUAGUGCAUUCUGCAAGUUGCUGGAAGCGCCGGCAUUGAAUGACGAGCUGGCAAACGAAGUGCUCACAGCGCUGCCGUUCUUGUGUGAAGCACUUGAGACCACCGACAUUCCACAGGAUGUGACAGCUGCGGCGGCUGACGCCAUAAUCAUUGACGAGUUGGAUGCAAUACCUACAGGUGAAGCUGAAGCUGAGACAGAAAAUGAAGAUACAGAAGAUGGCGCUGCUGAUGGAGACGGGAAGACUGACGAAAAGGAUGACGAAGCGGAAUUACAGCGACGUCAGGAGCAGGAGAAGGAUGAAGACCGCGCGAAGGCGCGUUCGCCUAUGGGCUGGCUGUUAACCCGACUGUCAUAUGUGGCUUGUGGCUCGAGCUGCAGUGACGAGGUGCGAACUGUGGUGUUCAAGCUGUUCGCUGCACUACUGCACUGCCACGACGCAGCUUUUGCUGAACUGUACGUUGUGCAAAUUAUCAACCCGCUGUAUCGUGCGUCAAGCAAACUUGAAGAGCUCCAGGCCCGACAAGAACAAGCGUUGCUGCAGCAACAGCAGCGAAACCGUUACAAGAACCGGAAGAGAGGUCCUGCACCAGAGUCAAUGGUGCCGCCUGAGAGCGCAUUGCUGGCGCAAGAAGUGCUGCAGCUUUUGGAGCAGAAGCUCGGGGCUACGCCGUUUUUGGAGGCGUACUCAUUCAUGCAGAAGAAGAUGGCGGCACGUCGUGCAGUACGCAAGCUCCAACGUCGAACCGAAGCCGUGUCUGACCCGCAGCGUGCUGCUCAGCGUCGGAUGCAGAAAAACGAGCAGAAACGUCGGACGAAGCAGAUGCGCAAGCGAAAAUACGCUGUAUUGAAGGGCUCAACGUCAGCAGCAGUGCGUCCGACAAAGGUACUUCGUCCUGGUGCCGAGUGUAGUUGA
Molecule: messenger RNA, 9039 nt
Organism: Peronospora farinosa
Lineage: Eukaryota; Oomycota; Peronosporomycetes; Peronosporales; Peronosporaceae
Source: the annotation of a GenBank genome assembly